GGAGGAGGGACCAGGGCAUCUGGCGGAGUUGUUCUGGACCAGAGGGCGAGAGAGUGGCUCUUCUGCGGAAAGCACGAGCGCAUCCAGGACUUUAUUCCCAGUUUCUCGUCUUCUCCCCCCUUCUGUUAUUAACCUGUCUCUUCCCAGUGAGAUGAGGAAGUGAUACCAUUGGGAUUCAGCAAGUUAUUUGGAGAGUUCGGAAGUUGUUCGAGAGAGUUCGGACGGGAGAUGGCGACGAUCAUGGGUUUCCAGUGGGUGGCGCUUUGCUGCUUCCUGAUCGGCGCUGUGACUAAUGCCCAAGAGUGCAGCACGAAACAUGAAUGUCCCAUAGACGUGUACUUCACCAUCGACACCUCGGAGACCAUCGCCCUCCAGGAGUCCCCCCCUGGAGCCCUUGUGGAAAGCAUCAAGGAAUUCACACAGAGGUUAGCAAAUCGUUUGGAGGAUGUUGAGUACAAGGGGUUGGUCAAGAUGCGGUGGAACGUAGGUGGGCUUCACUUCUCCCAGACACAGGUGACCAGCUCCAUUGGACCAAAGGAUGCCUUCAUGAAGUGGGUGAAGAAUAUCGUCUACCUGGGCAAGGGCACCUACAUCGACUGCGCCCUCCGCAAAAUGACGGAGGAGCUGGGCGCGCGGGUGAGCACGCCCUCCGACCAGCGCACCCUGCGCUUCGCCGUGGUCAUCACCGACGGCCACGUGACCGGCAGCCCCUGCGGCGGCAUCAAGGUGACGGCCGAGCGGGCGCGCGACGAAGGCAUCCGCAUGUUCGUGGUGGCGGCGUCCAAGAACGUAGACGAGACGGGCCUGAAGGAGAUCGCCAACUCGCCGGCCUCCGUGUACCGCCGCGACUUCAUGGCGGUGGACCUGAGCCAGGGCCGACCAGUCAUCCACGACGACACCAUCAAACGCAUCGUCGACACCAUGGUUCACCUGGCGUACGUCGAUUGUUACAAGGUGUCCUGUCUGGAGACCCCGGGCCCGUCUGGUCCGAAGGGACACAGGGGUCAGAAAGGAGCCAAGGGGGACAACGGAGACCCAGGUCUUAAAGGGAGCUUUGGUCGUCCCGGAGACCCCGGUAUCGAAGGUCCCAUUGGUCAGCCUGGUAUCAAAGGAGAAAUCGGCCUCUUAGGAGACAAGGGAGAGAUUGGAACCGAAGGAAAGAAGGGUGUCGCCGGUCUCCCAGGACGCAACGGGACAGACGGACAGAAGGGUAAGAUCGGACGCAUCGGGGCCCCGGGCUGCAAAGGAGAUCCAGGCGACGUGGGUCCCGAUGGUCACCCCGGAGACGUGGGUACGGCUGGUCUCGGCGGAACCGAUGGAGAGAAGGGAGAUGGUGGUCGCCCUGGGAGAUUCGGCCCACCUGGGCCUGCUGGAGACGGGGGACCAAAGGGAGAUAGAGGAAGUCCUGGCUCGCCUGGUAUCCCCGGACAGAAAGGGACCUCAGGAACAAUAGGAUCUCCAGGGGCCAAGGGAGAAUUGGGCAGGAGGGGAGACUUUGGGCCCAAGGGUGGCAUGGGAACGGACGGAGGGAGCGGAGACAAGGGUGAGAUGGGGCCCGAGGGCUUGAGGGGACUUCCUGGUGAGGUGGGGUCCAAGGGCUCAAAGGGUGACAACGGCCUCCCAGGACCCAGAGGACCGGCAGGAGCAUCAGGGGAGCCCGGGAGAAACGGUACGCGUGGAGACCCCGGUGAUGCCGGCCCCAGAGGCGAGCCUGGACUACAGGGGCCCAAGGGUGAUGGAGGAAGACCAGGCUUCAGCUACCCGGGACCAAGGGGACCAUCGGGAGACAGAGGAGUGAAGGGCAACCACGGACCCAGAGGCAGCAGAGGGGACUGCGGCCACAAGGGAGAGGCCGGGGGGAAGGGUACCCCAGGAGAGCUGGGAGAGCCCGGACCCGGAGGGGAGCCCGGCCGCAGGGGCACAAGAGGAGAGCUCGGACGGGACGGGGACCCCGGCCCCGAGGGAGAUCCUGGUCUGACGGAGUGUGAUGUCAUGAACUACAUCAGAGAGACGUGCGGCUGCUGUGACUGUGAGAAGCGUUGUGGCGCCCUGGAUAUUGUGUUUGUGAUUGACAGUUCCGAGUCGGUGGGUCUGACAAACUUCACGCUGGAGAAGAACUUUGUGAUCAACACCAUCAACAGACUGGGCUCCAUGUCCAAAGACCCCAACUCAGCCACCGGCACCAGGGUGGGUGUGGUCCAGUACAGUCACAGCGGAACCUUCCAGGCCAUCCGUCUCAACGACCCAAAGAUCGACUCCCUGUCCGCUUUCAAGGAUGCGAUGAAGAGUCUGGAGUGGAUCGCGGGGGGCACCUGGACGCCCUCAGCGCUGAAGUACGCCUACGACCACCUGAUCCGGGACAGCCGGCGUGCCGAAGCCAACGUCACCGUGGUGGUGAUCACCGACGGGCGCUUCGACCCGCGAGACGACGACUCCCUGCUCACCUACCUCUGCAGCGACCCCACGGUGGACGUGAGCGCCAUCGGCAUCGGGGACAUGUUCGACAAGGUGGAGGAGAGCGAGAGCCUGAAGAGCAUCGCGUGCAACAAGGACGGCCGCGUGCUGGGCAUGAGGCGCUUCGCUGACCUGGUGGCCGAGGAGUUCAUCGACAAGAUCGAGACCGUGCUGUGCCCAGAUCCCGUCAUCGUCUGCCCAGAUCUUCCAUGCAAAUCAGAGCCGGCGGUGGCGAGCUGCGUGCAGCGGCCGGUGGACCUGGUCUUCCUGCUGGACGGCUCGGAGCGCAUGGGCCUGGAGAACCACCGCCACGCCAAGGAGUUCGUGGAGAACGUGGCGCGCCGCCUCACGCUGGCCAACGGCCAAUCGGACGAGAGGAACGCCCGCGUGGCGCUGCUGCAGUACGGCAGCCAGGCGGAGCAGAAGGUGGAGUUUGGGCUCACGCACAACCUCACCGUCAUCUCCGACUCGCUGGCCGCCAUGACCUACAUGGACUCCUCGUCCUCGCUGGGCAGCGCCAUCAUCCACGCCGUUAACAACCUGGUGAUGUCACAGGGCAGCCGCCUGGCGCGCCGCAACGCCGAGCUGUCCUUCGUCUUCAUCACGGACGGCGUCACGUCCAGCGAGAACCUGGAGGAGGGCGUGUCGGCCAUGCGCCGCGCCGAGGGCGUGCCCACCGUGAUCGCCAUGGGCUCCGACGCCGACACCGAGGUGCUGAGGAAGGUGGCGCUGGGCGACGCCGCCGCCAUCUUCCGCGGCGAGGACUACACCUUGCUGAACAAGCCGUCCUUCUUCGAGCGCUUCGUCCGCUGGAUCUGCUAGGGAGGGAGGAAGAGGAGGGGGAGGGGGGGGAGGGGGAGGGGGGGCGCGGGGGAGGGGGAGGGGCCCAUCACCACGCACGCCAUUCAUAGAAUUAGAAUCACUAGAAUGUUAGAAGAAAGCAUAAGAUGGACCCACUCUCCGGUGUGAGUGCAGGGAGCGGGAGGCGGCGGCGUUGAGCUGGAGCUGUGCCGUUGUUGUUGAUGUGGUUGUUGUUGUUGUUGUUUUGGGGUAUCCAAACGUUGCAGGAAUCAGGGAAUCUCCAUGGCGACCUUUUCUGUUUGUAUUUUUUGAUCCAAUGGAAGUUGAGUGGGACCCCGCUUCCGGUCCGAAUGUUCCAUCUGGUUUCCCGGGCAACAGACACACGCCUUGAAAGUGUUGAUUGACAGGAAGGUUCUGUUCAUUCUAAAUCUAUGGUUUGACGCCUCGGACCAAAGAGUCGUUUUUUAAAUGAGUUGAGGUGUUUUUAAAUUGUUUGGUGCUUUAGCUGUUUUUGGUUUGUGUCCAAUUGUUUUGAUAGUGGUAGAGAAGUCGUCUCUCCCACACUCCAUGAAGGCAAUAUUUACAUUAAAGGUGCUACAGUAGAGAGCAGAACAACGCCAUUUUACUGUUUCUUGAAACGUGCUUUUUGUAUCUUUGACCCAGGGACGAGAUCAUAAGUAGUUCACACACCCACACCCAUACGUACACACAGACAUACACAUACGUACGCACACACACAUACGUGUACACACACACACACACACACACACAAACAGACUUCUGUAUGUCUACACACACCCACACACACACACAUAUAAAAACACACAUACACAUUCAAAAAAGGAAUGCAACACUUGCAGACCUACAGAAAAAUAAGAGGGAAAGUUUCACAUGAGUUUAAUAAAGCUGAAUGUGAUUAACCCAAA
Gadus macrocephalus (Pacific cod) is the source of this 4181-nucleotide messenger RNA. RefSeq names its product collagen, type VI, alpha 2 (gene col6a2). Bases 229 to 3276 code for a protein of 1015 amino acids. The transcript is spliced from 32 exons. The record is from RefSeq and is a predicted model, not a curated record. NCBI's taxonomy places the organism in Eukaryota, Metazoa, Chordata, Actinopteri, Gadiformes, Gadidae.